AUGUUGGCUCCUACUGAAUACGGCUCUAGCCCUGACCUGUUGCCUCCUACUGAACACAGGCCUAGCCCUGAACUUUUGGGUCCUACUGAACACAGUCCUAUCUCUGAACGCCCAAGCCCUGAUCUGUUGGCUCCUACUGAAUACGGCUCUAGCUCUGACCUGUUGGCUCCUACUGAACACAGGCCUAGCCCUGAACUUUUGGGUCCAUUUGAACACAGACAUAGCCAUGAACUGUUGGAUCCUACUGAACACAGCCCUAGCCGUGAACUGUUAGCUCCUUCUGAAGACAUCCCUAGUCCUGAACUGUUACCUCCCACUGAAAACAGCCCUAGCCCUGAACUAUUGGCUGGUAUUGAAUACAGCCCAAGCCCUGAACUGCCUGAACUGUUGGCUCCUUCUGAACACAGCCUUAGCCCUGAACUGCUAACUCCUACUGAACACAACCCUAGCCCUGAACUGUUGGCUGGUAUUGAACACAGACCCUGCCCUGAUCUGUUAGCUCGAACUAGACACAGUUCUUGCCCUGAACUGUUGGCUCCUACUGAAAACAGCCCUAGCCCUGAACUGUUGGCUCCUACUGAACAAAGCCCUAGCCCUGAACUAUUGGCUCCUACUGAACACAACCCUAGCCCUGAACUAUUGGCUCCUACUGAACACAGCCUUGGCCCUGAACUGUUGACUCCUACUGAACACAUCCCUAGCCCUGAAUUGUUGGCUGCUACUGAACACAACUCUAAAUCUGAAUUCUUGACUCCUACUGAACAUAGCUCUUGCCCUGAACUGUUGGCUCCUACUGAACACAGCCCUAGCCCUGAACUGUUGGCUGGUAUUGAACACAGCCCUAGGUCUGAUCUUUUGGCUCGUACUAAAUACAGCCCUAGCCCUGAACUGCUGGCUCCAACAGAAAUACAGCCCUAG
Procambarus clarkii (red swamp crayfish) is the source of this 918-nucleotide messenger RNA. NCBI's taxonomy places the organism in Eukaryota, Metazoa, Arthropoda, Malacostraca, Decapoda, Cambaridae. The record is from RefSeq and is a predicted model, not a curated record.